This is a messenger RNA of Loxodonta africana (African savanna elephant), 3969 nucleotides long. RefSeq names its product methyltransferase 18, RPL3 N3(tau)-histidine (gene METTL18). The record is from RefSeq and is a predicted model, not a curated record. The transcript is spliced from 2 exons. NCBI's taxonomy places the organism in Eukaryota, Metazoa, Chordata, Mammalia, Proboscidea, Elephantidae. Gene Ontology annotation, biological process: peptidyl-histidine methylation, to form tele-methylhistidine. Gene Ontology annotation, molecular function: protein-L-histidine N-tele-methyltransferase activity. The coding region runs from base 317 to 1435 and encodes 372 amino acids.
CUCUCAGUCUUAGGAGGCGGCGUGACGCCGCGGUUCUCAGCGCGGCCAGGGAGCGUCCCCAGGUCUGCGUCCCUGUGAACGAACGUCUCAUGUAGGUAGGACGCUUUGUGGAGAACCUAAGUGAAAGAACAAAGAUCUCUAAAAGUGCAUUUGAAAACAUCUCUAAAUAUUUGUGUCUGUGUAGAAGUAUCUAAUGAGAAAUUGACCCCAACAAAACCAGUUGAAUAGUUAAGGUAGGUUUGUGUGUAUCAUCAGAUUCUCCAGAAGUUGAAGGAUCCUCCACUGAAUUUAAGGCGUGUGUGUAGUGAAUGAGAGGAUGACCUUUCAGUUUAAUUUCACUGUAGAAGACCAUUUGGGAAAUGAAUUAACACCUUUUGGAGAUGAAGAUUUGACCCUGGGUUCCUCAAAAGAGUCAUCAGUCUCAGAGAGUCAAAAAGGACAAUGGGGGUACAGAAAAUGUUCUACAGAACAAUUCAACUUGCCUCAGGAUGACUUCUGGGAACACAAGUCAGUGGGAAAUGCAGCUCCCUCUGAAGACAGAGACAACCCGCUCAGAGCAGCUAACAGUGCAGAUACCUUGGAGCCACACAAAAAACAGCCUGGCUUGAGAGUUGCCAAAGAGCAUGCUAUGCCUCAAGAUUUAAAGAAAGUACUCGAAAAUAAAGUUGUGGGAACUUUACCAGGUCUCCAGCAUAUUAGUGUAUCAAUAGUGAAAACCACCUUGUUGGAAAAAAACUUCCCUGGAGAAAACAUAGUUUCGAAAAGCUUUUCUUCUCACUCUGAUCUGAUUACAGGUGUUUAUGAAGGAGGCUUAAAAAUCUGGGAAUGUACCUUCGAUCUGCUGGCUUAUUUCACGAAGGCCAGAGUGGACUUUGCUGGGAAAAAAGUCUUGGAUCUCGGCUGUGGUUCAGGGUUGUUGGGUAUAAUUGCAUUUAAAGGAGGGGCCAAAGAAAUUCAUUUUCAGGAUUACAACAGCUUGGUGAUUGAUGAAGUAACCUUACCUAAUGUAGUGGCUAACUCCACUUUGGUAGAAGAAAAUGGUAUAAAUGAACCAGCUGUGAAAAGAGUCAGGACAUCAAAACAAGCACAACAACCAUUUAAAUACCGGUUCUUUUCUGGGGAGUGGUCUGAAUUUUGUGAACUUGUACUACGCAGUGAAAAAUUCUUUGUAAAGUAUGAUCUUAUUCUCACUUCAGAAACCAUUUACAAUCCAGAUUAUUACAGCACUUUGCACGAAACAUUCCUUAGACUACUGGAUAGAAAUGGACGAGUGCUUUUGGCCAGCAAAGCACAUUAUUUUGGUGUAGGUGGAGGUGUUCAUCUCUUUCAGAAGUUUAUAGAAGAAAGGAAUGUAUUUGAGACUAGAACGCUUGAAAUAAUUGAUGAAGGACUGAAGAGGGUCCUAAUUGAGCUGACUUUUAAGCACUCCAGUUGAUGUCCAUUGAAUGUGCUAAGUGAAGUAAACUGAGUCACCAAAACUUUUGAGUGUUCAAUUUCUGCUUUGUGAUUAUUUUCUGAAAUUAUGUUUGUUUAGUUUAUCCAAAAAACAGAACAGCUAUAUUAGCAGGCUCGUAUCUGCUUGGUGAGGAUGAGGAAAAGUACCCCUGAACAUUUUGGUGAGAUCACCUGGGGAAUGGUUUUGUGGGACAGUUGUCUGUUCUCCAGCCUUCAUUCUCUUUGACCUUUCUACCACCUUUGACAUUAUAUGAGAUUUUUCCCAGAAAAAUCUGCCAUUUCUUAUUUUGAGUUUAUGAAUUUUUUCCCAGACGUUUUUAGUCCCUUAGCUUAGAAGGGAGACUUCAUCUUGCUUACUUUGGACACAUUGUUAGGAAAGACCAGUUGCUACAAAAGGACAUCAUUUUUGAUAAAGUAGAGAGCGAAAACGAGGGAAACCCUCAGUGGGAUGGAUUGACAUGAGCCACAGCAAUGGACUCCAACAUAUCAAUGAUCAUGACGGUAGAGUAGGACCAGGCAGUGGUUUGUUCUGCUAUAUGUAAGGUUGCCAUGAGUCGGAGCUGACUCGAAGGCAAUGGCAACAGCUAUUGACCAGGAGAUGCCUAGUCAGACCACAAUGCCAUGAAUUCUAAGGGAAUAUCAUGCAGCAGUAAAUGGUACUGACCCUAAGUACUAGGUUGAAGGCCUUAUGUAACUAGGAAGUUUUUGUUUUUACUAUUUACGUACCUUCUGUAAUAAGAAUAGGAUGCUGAGCAGUUGAAUUCAUGCAGUGAUGGAAGAACUAAAGGAGAGUCAGUGAUAGAGUAUAAAAGUUGUACAUGAAGCAGUUCUUAAGGUUAACCCAUUGUAGCCAAGUAGGAGACUCUAGGAUCUUGAUAUGAGGUAAAAGAACAGGAAGGGAGAAUUCCAGGUUCUGGUCAGUAUGAACUCGUUACCCAUUGCUGUUGAAUCUGUUCCAACUCAAUGGUCCUAUAGGUCAGUAGAACUACGCCAUAGAGUUACCAUGGUGGUAAUCUUUAGGAAAGCAGACUUCCACAUCUUUCUCCCACGGAACAGCUGGUGGGUUUAAAGCUGACCUUUCGGUUAGCACCCCAGCACUUAACCACUGCACCACCAGAGCUCCUUAUAAACUCACCGGUUUUCAAGUUGUAAAAUAGUGGGAAAGAGAAAGGGAGAAAUUAUUUUUUUUGAUUCUAGCAUGGAAUGUUUCACAUUUUAACACCUCUGAAAUUGGUAUCUGCUUUUGUAUGGAUACCAAUAGUAUAAGUGGCAGCAUUUUUCUUUCUUGGGGAUAACUUGUUCCUAAAAAUAAUGGUACAUUUUGUAUUCAGUGAAAUGUUACACUUAUUAGAUAUCUACUGUUAGCCAGUUUAUGUAUAGUAUCUUCCUUAAUACAACCUUAUGAGAUCGAUAUCCCCUUAAUAAUGGUCAUAAAAACUAGCAGUUUUUGCAUUUAUAAUGUGCGGAGAAGAAACACUUUGCAUGCACUAACAUUUAACGUUCACAACAACUUGGAUUAGGUUCUAGUCACUAUCCCCAUUUUGUAGAUAAAGAACUUGAGGAUCAGGAAGUUGAGUAACUUGCUCCCUUUCCUUAAUACAACCUUAUGAGAUCUAUAUUCCCUUAAUAAUGGUCAUAAAAACUAGCAGUUUUUGCAUUUAUUGUGUGCGGAGAAGAAACACUUUGCAUGCACUAACAUUUAACGUUCACAACAACUGUGGAUUAGGUUCUAAUCACUAUCCCCAUUUUGUAGAUAAAGAACUUGAGGAUCAGGAAGUUGAGUAACUUGCUCCCAAACACAAAUUCUUCACCUUGAACCAGAACCUGAACUGAGACCUUUGUAAAGCCUUUGCUCUUUUCACCACACCAGUGGACUCAACUGUAAGAACCAAUGCCUGUUUUUCAUCACAGAUAUUUCUUAGCACUCUUAUUCUGAAAUGAAAUUCAUAGUUAAAUUCAUGUACUGUUGAAGAGGCUGUGGAGAGAUUGGAACACAUACACUGCUGGUGGGAAUGUCAAAUGAUACAACCACUUUGGAAAUUGAUUUGGUGCUUCCUAAGCUAGAAAUAGAACUACCACACGAUCCAGCAGUCCUACUCCUUGGAAUAUAUCCUAGAGAAAUAAGAGCCUUUAUACGAAAAGAUAUAUGCACACGCAUGUUCAUUGCAGCAUUGUUUACAAUAGCAAAAAGAUGGAAGCAACCAAGGUGCCCAUCAAUGGAUGAAUGGAUAAAUUAUGCUACAAUUAGUUUUUUUUUUUAUUCACACAGUGAAAUACUAUACACGUAGAUAAAGAACAGUGAUGAGUCCUUGAAGCAUUUCAUAACACGGAGGAAUCUGGAAGGCAUCAUGCUGAGUGAAAUUAGUUGCAAAAGGAUAAAUAUUGUAUGAGCUAAGGCUCAGGCUGCUAACUAAAAGGUCAGCAGUUCAAAUCUGCCAGCAGCUUCUUGGAAACCCUAUGGGGCAGUUCUACCUCUGUCCUAUAGGGUCACUAUGAGUCAGGAUUGACUCGAUG